AUGGUCAAAAAAAGAUCUCGGUCCUACGUGGGCCGCUUCGGCACCAACACCUUCGGUUCGCGCGGUGGCAGCAAUGCCAACCAGGAUGUGCUUAUGCCCGGCCAGCUGUUGGCCCUGCCGCCUGACUUGCCGCUCCCUGACUCGGCCAAGGCCACCCUGCAAGACGUGCGUGACAUGGUGUUUGCGCACGUCGAGUACAAGAGCGGUGUCGUGUCCGGCAACACACCACGCAAGCGGGAGCGUGUCAAGUUCGACGACCUGACCGAGUACGACGUCACAGAGGUCGAGGAGCGCGCGCUGUGGGACUACGAGGCCAAACGGCUGCACGGCGUGGUCCAGAACAUGGGCAUGGGCGGCCAGAACCAGCGCCUGAAGUUUGAGGCGGAGACGCUGUUCCCGGAGGCCGACACAGUGACGGCCUACCGGCGUCUGGCGCACGUGGCCGACCAGGUGCUGUUCAACAUGCACAUCUGCCGGCACGACAACUCGAUUCUGCUGCAGCAAAAUGCCGAGCAGUUCACGACUCACUGGGAGUACCGCAACAGCCAAAAGAUUCUCGAGGACCGUCUGGAGCGCAUCAACAAACAAAAGGAGCGCGGGCAGCGGCGACGGAACGGCGAGAAGAUGGAGGGCGAGGACGAGAGCGACAGCGACGACAGCGACGGCAGCGAGGGCGACGAAGAGAACGAAGAGGAUGCCAGGCCGGCCGCACAGACCGGCGGACCAGACGCGGAAAAGGCCACGGGCGGAAUUGCCGUGGGCACGCGCGAAUUCAUGGUGCGCUACUGCGCAUUUGUUGAUUAUCUGACGGCGACGGCGGCACGCCUGGCUAUCUCGGCGGCCGACCACGCCGCGUGGCAGAGCCGUGCACUGUCUGGCCUGGCGAAAUACUCGGCGAAGCUCAAGAUCCUGGCACGCGACGCGCAGGAGUACGCGGAGCGUUCGCUCGAGUACGGGCGCAACUACUCGGCCGAGAAAAAGGUGCUGCAGGCUCUGGGCGCGACGCGCGUGGACUUGGAGCAGCCCGACGACGACGACGACGACGCGCCGUACAUUAUUGGCGGUCUGAAUGGUAAUGGGCAGAACAAUGGCCAGGGCCAAGACCGCAACACGGGCGGUGGUCCGUUUGGCAUGGGCGGCCACCCGCGCUGGGGCGGCGGGUUCCACAUGGAUCCGAUCUAUGAGCCUCGGCGGCAGCGCGAGCUGGAGGCGUUCCUCGAGACCAGCAAGCGCGGCGGCGACAGCUACUUUGCAGACCUGUCGCGCAUCGAGAACUGGACGUCGUCGACGCUGUUGACGAUGCUGCAGGAACUCAAGGGCUCGUCGUCGGUGUCGGCCAAGAUGGCCAUGGGCGCCAGCUUUGCGGAGGAUGCGCUGGACAUUUGCUCUGUGGUCUACCGCGGUGGCACGAUGGAGACGCCCUUGUCGGCCUUUGUGCACCAGGACCGCGGCGGCGACCUGUCCGGAUCGAGUCGCCCCCUCUUUGUCAAGCACAGCUACCAGGGCUUCAAGCUGUUCCGGGACGCCGUGGAGGAGUUGCGCGAGAGGAACAAGCGAGCCGCUCUAGCAGCCGGUGGCGACCCGGACGACGACACCAAUGAGAAGGACAAGGGCAAGCGCAAGGGCAGCGGUUCGUCCAGUGAGUCGUCUCGCCGCGCUUUCGUGCCGGCGGGCGCACCGGACGCGGGCGCACCGGAUGCGGGCGCUGGCCCUGCGUUGCCUACGGGCGAGCGGCCAUCGGGCACGCGCGUCACGGCGCAUCUUCAGGUCCUUGACGGCGACGGCGACCCGGACAUCAAGGCCACGACGCGGCCGGUCGAGAUGCCGCUCACGACGCUCGGCCAGAUCAUUGCCGUCAUGGUGCCGCUCAUGUGCACGCAGCCGACCGUCAUCAACGAGCUGCAGACGGCGCUUCAGGGCCUCGGCGAGAUGCUGCCCAUUGAUGUCGACGAGGACUUCCGCCCCCGGGCGCCCGAGUACACGGCUGUGGCGGCCCUGCGCACGCUGACGUACGACCAGCAGAGCAGCUCGAGUCUUCCGGGCGCGGAUUUCCGGUCGCUGUCGCGGUCGCUCGUGGCGCAGACGCACCGGCACGCGGCGAUGCUGGGCGGCUGGGGCGGCGGGUUCGGCGAGGGCAGCAGCAGCAGCAGCAGCAGCGGCGGCGGCGGCGGCGGCGGGUUCGGCGAUGGCAGCAACAAGCGAACGGGCACAAACGCCUGGGAUGCGGCUUCGGCGGAGCAGCGGCAGCAGCGGGUGCGCGAGGCGCGACGGCGCCAGGAGCGGCUGGCGAAAGAGAGCUCCGAGUGGGUGGUGGAGGAGCGCACGGUGCGGGUGCGCUGCACGACGUACGUGUACAGCGUGCUGGCGAUCUGUGCGGUGCUGGUGGUGGGCGGUCUGAUGAUUGGGGUGUUCCUGGGGCGCGCGGAGGAGAACAGCAUCGCGCUCCAAAACGUGGACCCGUUCGGCAUCACGACGUACAUGUGGGUGGUGGCCGGGUUCAUCAUGCUGAUUGCCAAGAGCAUCCGCGUCAACGAGUGGCCGUGGCGCGACUUUUUACUGCAGCGCGUGACCUGCCACAGCCUGAGCGAGCUGCAGGCGGUCACGGGCAUUGACGCGCAGGCGCUGCUGGUGCAUCUGCUGACGACCGAGUCGGAGAACGUGCUCGUGGCGGCCGGGCCCUACAACAAGGUGUUUGCGCGGCGCGGCGCGGCCGGCGAAGGCUUCAAGGUCGACAUUAAGCCGGAGAUCCGCACGCUGUUGGCGGCCGGCCUCGUGUUUGUCAAGGUAUCGACGCACCACGAGGGCACGGCGCUGGUCUGUCUGGACCUGCGGUCGGGCGGGGGCGGCAGCAGCGGCAGCAGCACGGGGAUCGGCAGCAUUGGCAGUGCGGGCUUCGGUGACGGGCGCACGGCGGUGCGGCACCAGGACAUGUCGCGGGACAGCGACAUUAUGUGUCGGUACCUGCCGCGAUCUGGCGACCGGGUGCAGGACCUGGAGAUUAGCUCGCGGAACGCAUUUGUGCGGUGGCGCAAGGUGCUGGGCGUGUACCACUCGCACGGGCGGAAGAUUCGGUAG
Messenger RNA from Sporothrix schenckii 1099-18, 3075 nucleotides. RefSeq lists its product as uncharacterized. Bases 1 to 3075 code for a protein of 1024 amino acids. The record is from RefSeq and is a predicted model, not a curated record. Lineage: Eukaryota; Fungi; Ascomycota; Sordariomycetes; Ophiostomatales; Ophiostomataceae. The transcript has a single exon.